AUGGCUGGAAAUAAAAUUAACCCUAAAGCUAAGGGCAAAGAAGAUAAGAGUAAAGUAAGUAAGAGUGUGAACCAAAAUAAUGAAGAAGGUGACAACAUGGAUUUUGCAGUGCUCAGAAAACCAAUACCUACAAGUAUAACAGGAUUUGCCCAAGCUAGAAAGAUAUUUGAUUUGGCUACUGAAGAACUUAAAGAUUUACUAACAAAUGAGUGUGAUUUGAUGUAUGAAUGCAAAGUAUGCCGAAACAUAUUUAGAAGUUUGGCAAAUUUCAUAUCACAUAAAAGGAUUUACUGUAAAGAGAAAUUCAAUACUUCUCUUCAUGGGCAUUUUGUCAGCAUAAACUCAACAGCAACAGAAAUCAAGAAAAUACAAAGAAUUGAAAAAGGUUACCAAGAGUCAUUGAAAGAGAAAAAGGAAGAAGUAUCCAAUCAUAUGGAUGAUAACAAUGACCGUAUACCAUUAACUAAAGAUUUAACAGCAGUUUAUGAGAAGAUCAUAAAGACUAAAGGAAUUUACAGCAGCAAUGAAAACCCUGAAGUUGUGUUACAGAAGAUUCCAAGCAGUUCUGUUGCUGUAUUUCAGAAUAUGAAGAGUGAAGAAUGUGGUGACAAAAUGAGGACUGAAAUAAAUGAACUUGACACCAUAUUAUCCUGUGACAAGGCAGUUCUCCAGAGCGAUGGAAAGUUCGUAAUCGAGAGCUCAAAAGAACUUGACAGAUCUCAGGAUCAUGAUGGUGUUAUACAGAUCAGUGACGAUGAUGACGAUGAUUCUAAUGUCUUGAAAUGUAAGAUUUGUGACCUUCAAUUUUCCACCCAGAAGACAUUGAAGUUUCAUAUGAAGUACAAGCACCUGGAGAGCCGACUAGUGUAUCCUUGUCCAGACUGUUUGGAAAUAUUCUCUACUUCAUGGAGUGUCUAUAGGCAUUUAUUUAAAGUGCAUAGAAAAACUGCAGCACAGAUCAGAAGGUUAAGAGAAUCUAUUCAAGCAAAAGCCUUUAAAAUGAAUAACCGGCCGGCGUUCUAUGAGAAACGAAAGGGCAUAAAGAUCGCUACAGCUCAGAAAAUAACAGAGGAAGAAAGAUUAGAUCAGGAAAAUCAGGCGUGGAUGGACAACAUGGAAGGCGAUGGCGAAGUGCCUCGCUGCGGCGGAUGCGGUCGCACGUUUGAGCGCCGCGCCGCGUUGGCCGCGCACACGCACACCUGCCAGCCGCGCAGCCGCGCGCUUGCUCGCCGCCCCGACGCCAAAAAGAUUGAAAUACAAAUCCGCAAGGACUACAACAAAUCUACUAUCACUGGCUUGCCUAUUAUCAAGGCCGUCGAUAACCUCGAUAACAAAGCACCGGUCGAAGAUGUUCCACCUACCAAGGCACAGGUGGAAGAUGAAAAGCCUCCGGAGAAUGACGACAAAGACUCUGAUGAUGUCCCUAUGGAUCUCGCUGAUGACGAUCUAAGAUCCAAUGACAGUGCAGAGUCGCCAGAAAAAAAUUCAGAACCUAAACAUGUAGACACUUGUCAGCCUCUUAUAAGACUUCCUUUCGCUAUGCAAUCCGAAAAAAGCAACCUAGCUGCCUUUAGGCGAAGAAUUCAACCUGACAUAAUAUUUUACAAACUCCUUUGCAAAAAAUGUGACAAAACACUUGAUAGUCCCAAGGAUCUGUUUAACCACAUGGCGGACCACGUCAAAUGGAUGCGUUACGCGUGCAAACUCUGCAACUUUAAACAUUACAAUUUUGAACAGCUACCUGAACACGUGAAAACAGUGCAUAAACUUAAAGGAGAUAAGGAUUUCUAUUUCAGCACUGUUAAAGCCAUUGAUGGCACUGAAGCCAUGAUUAUAAGCAAAUGUUUGACUGAAUCUGACACUGCAGAUGAAGCUGUCGAAACUAAUGAAGCUAGUCCAGAGUCUCGACGACCAAGUAGAUGUUCUAGUGACUCUAGUCGGUUGUCAGAUGAUAGUUCUUCGAGCAACACUAUUAAAGAAAGUGGUCCUAGAAAGAGAAAAAUGCAUAACGUCAAAAACAAUGCUAAAAGGAAGAAAGAUGCUGUAAAUGAUGAUGGUGAUGAGCAGAAAGAUGAAAUUACAAUGGACAAAGUAUUGAAAUCAAUCAUAGGUGACGGCACUUGUUCUUCCAACGUUAAACCGUUUGAGGAAAAUUCUUCCGACAUAGAUGAUAUUGAAGAAAAAAUAUCAAAAAGACAAGCAAUUGAAGACACGCCUCCAGUAGCUUCUCGCCGACCAGUACGAAAAAGGACCAAACCAAAACAUGAAGAUUUCGAGUAUGAUCUUUCUAAUUUAUUAAAAAUGGAAGCCCAAGGUUAUAGAGACUCUCUUUCGAUAACAACUACCAAGACUACGCAGUCAGUUAAUACUACCAAACCAACUGUAUCAGUCACAAGUGCAAAAACUAAUCUAACAAAGAAAGAAAGAAAAAUCCAAGUUGAAGUACCUAAUAAUUUCGAAGUUCUUAAUAAAGACUGUUGUGGAGCUCUUCUUACCUUGUCUAAAAAGGCUGUAGACAAAGCAGCAGCUGUAAUGAAAACAUCUUGUUUUGUAGUGUACAGUGCACCAAGACCUAACAUAUUUGUCAGACCUAUGAUACCAAGAAUACUUUCAAGAGGUGACAAAGGAUCGCCUAAAAAGGAUGUUACUGAUGAUUUGAAGGAUGGCAGUGGUGCAACCAAAACUUUAAAGGGUUUAGAGCUUUCAGGAAAUCACAUUAACUCAAAAGAAAACAAAGACGAAGAUCCGAAGGAUGAAUAUAAAGACACUACAAAAACACCCGGAGAUGCUAAAUCCCUUUCCAACGACACUAAAGAUCUCGGAGAGGAUGAAGUUAAGUCAUCUAAUAAAGAAUCCGAAAAUGGCCCCUCAAGUAGUGUGGGUAACCAAAACUCUGUUUCUGAUGAACGUGAAUGUGAUUCAGCUGAAAAUUCCAUACUAAAAUGUAAUACUGCUAGUGGUAAUAUCCCAGCUGUGGUUCCAAUUAAAUUCCGUCGCCAAAGUUUGGAAAUAAUUAAAAAUAAUCCUAUUAUAAGUAAAAAUAUUACAGAUUUUACUAAGGCAGGAAUGAAAACUAAAAUAUUGGUGAUCAAACCAAUAAAUAGGAAAAAAGAUGGCGGUCCAACAGUGAAUGCUCCUUUAAAAUUUCAAACUAUUAAACUAAAAGAUCCUACCAAAAAUUCUAGUGAUGAUAAACAAUCUGAUCAGGUAAUGGUAGUUAAAGUUCCUAAGGUGCCAUGUGCAACUGCAACAGUAAAUGAGAAACCUGUGUUAGUGAAUACCAGUGUAAUUGAUGUUGUCACCAAUCAGGAGAAUGCAGAAAAGAAGUGUGAAAUGGAUAUUGGAAUAAGUGCUGAAAAUAAAGCAAGUAAUGAAAGCGAACUUGCAGGAAAAGAUAACAAUGAAGCAGUUACAUCAAAUUCUGAUGUGGUUAGUGAUAUUACAGUUAAGGAUAGUGUAGGUGUUUCUGACAAAUCUGAAAAUGUUGAAACAGUAUCUUAACAUGUGUCAGCUAUAUGAGUUGAUAGGUAGACUUAAGCUGUUGUUUAUUUACGACGUUUUGCGCCAAAUUGAAUAUGUAUUAACAACAUAAAAUGCAUAUGAAUUCGCAUUAUGUUAUGUGGUAUAUUUCAGUUUUCUUGUUUAAGUAGCUUACCUCUGUGUUUCCAAUUUAGAUGUGAUUUGACUAGAUGUUAUUGACUAGCAGGGUUAUGAUUUUCUGUUCAAAGAAAGUU
Molecule: messenger RNA, 3734 nt
Organism: Hyposmocoma kahamanoa
Lineage: Eukaryota; Metazoa; Arthropoda; Insecta; Lepidoptera; Cosmopterigidae
Exons: 9
Coding region: 1-3501 (1166 amino acids)
Source: RefSeq, a predicted model, not a curated record